AUGAGCAGCCUGCUUGAGGAAGAUUCGAUUUGCAACAAUGAAUCUUUAUACAACUUUGGUCCCAACUGGGAGAAGAUUUUUCUCAUCAAGCCAGAGCUUCUCGAAACCUACUUGACCGCGGAAGAAUACGAAGAAGCUAUCCAAUUGAGUCUAAGGGAAGGAAUCGAGCUUGAGGCCGAUAGCUCUCGUGACCCAGUGGACGAUGUUGAUCUGGACCUACAAAUAUCAUUUUCCUACCACCAAGCGACAUCGUUAAAUCAGAUCCACAUAGUGGACGCAACAACUCUGGCUCCCGAAGGUCCCGACACAGGCAAAGUUCUGAUUGUAUUUUUUGAUCAAUUUGGGCGGAUAGUUUGCUACGCGCGGGAAGAGCCGUUUGAGUCGGUGGAAUUGACAGCCUUGACAAAUGCUCAUCUGGAUGAUCAUGCCUGUUGGGCCUGGGCAAAUAUUGGAGAACUCUAUCAAAAGGUCAACCAUUGGGGCCACCGUAUGAUGAGAAUUUUGGAGACGAGCCGUGAUAUCUUAUUCUACUCCCCUUGGAAGCGAUUAAUUAUAUCGUACACGUGUGCCACGUGCCUGCCAAGCAUUCCUUAG
Molecule: messenger RNA, 594 nt
Organism: Penicillium odoratum
Lineage: Eukaryota; Fungi; Ascomycota; Eurotiomycetes; Eurotiales; Aspergillaceae
Exons: 1
Coding region: 1-594 (197 amino acids)
Source: RefSeq, a predicted model, not a curated record